CUCCGGAUCCUCCUCAAGCACGUCGUCCACCUCGAGGGCCACCUCUGUGGAGGCGGCCGGGUGGUAGGCCCGGAUGGCCUGAUGCAGCCGUCCUGAGGGCCUCCGCCCCUCCAUCACUCCUGAAAUUGCAAAACAUUCAAUAUUACAGUGUAAGCAGCCAGGAUAUUAAAUUAACAAUCUUUACACAUGAAAAUAAUCAAUAUUGAGUAAAAAUGAUGCAAAUGAAAUUAAUUAAAUAAGAUUAUGGCCUGAACUGUUUGAAAAGUGGUGACUGUAACUUGAUACGGUAGCUUUUUUAUCACAUGUCUGGUGCGAUAUACUCAAAAAACAAGUGUUCAAAACAAGAAAUCACGUCCGGGUCACGCCUCCUUUCUGCGGUUGUUUUAUCGGAAGUGGAAAAUAGUUAAAGUUGGGGACUCAACAGCCCUAGAAAAGAGACAUGCAGCAGGGAAACGCGGAUGACUCGCUCCCACGGGUCACUGCCUCCGAAUUAGCCACCCGGCUUCGCAGGAUAAUGGCCAAAUGCGAAAAACACGGCGUUGCUCCGAGCACUGUUGCAUCACUGGAGGCGGCCCGGAAGCUGCGAGCUUCGGCCUCCGGGGGCGGCCCGCAGAGAAUCAAGACCGUGUAUCUGGUGGCCAUUGGGGCGGUUUGCUUUCUCGGCUGGUUUUCAGGCAUAUUCCUGGCACCUGCAACGGUCUCCACUUACCUUUCUUGGUGGGGUAGGCGUCUUCAAGAUGAAAAGUGCUUGUUGGAAAACCCAGAUUGGCUCCAAGACACGACCCGUCGCCCUGAGGAUUGCUCCGUAUGCGUCGGAGUUGAUUCCGUGGACAGGAUUACCAAGAUCUCUCCCCAACAUUUCGAGCAAACGUACGCUUCGAGCGGGCGGCCAGUGGUAAUCGAGGAUGCGAUGCGAAAUUGGACCGCGCCCAGCGUCAUCAGCCUGGACUUCUUGCGACGCCUGUACCGCGAUAGCCCGCAGCCCAAUUGCCAGUUUUUUCCAUACAAAACGGAAUUCCGAAGCCUGGCUGAAUUUCUCAAUAUGAGCGAGGAACGAGCCACCGGAAAACCGUGGUACGUCGGCUGGAGCAACUGUGAUGACAGGGUGUCUCGUCAACUCAGGCAACAUUAUUCGAGACCGUAUUUUCUCCCAGAAAACUCUGAAAACAGGCAGCUCGAUUGGAUAUUUAUUGGAAGCCCUGGAUACGGAGCCCAUAUGCAUGUGGACAAUGUUGGUCACGUUUCGUGGCAGGCGCAGCUGAAAGGCCACAAACUUUGGGUUCUGCAACCACCCCCGGAGUGUCUCUAUCGCUGCUCCAUCAUGCAGACGAUUCUAAAGCCGGGGGAUAUAAUUGUGCUAGACACAGAUCGAUGGUACCACUCGACGUUGAUUGUCUCGGACGAUAUUUCCAUCACAAUAGGAGCCGAGUUUGAUUAGAAAAAGAAGGAAAAGGAAAUCUCGUUCGCAAUCAGCCUCGCCGAUGGCUUCUCUCUUGGGUAAAAAUAAAGUGGAUCAAAUAAUGAUGAUUGGCA
Messenger RNA from Neocloeon triangulifer, 1533 nucleotides. Its product is annotated as bifunctional arginine demethylase and lysyl-hydroxylase JMJD6-like. The transcript has 7 exons. The record is from RefSeq and is a predicted model, not a curated record. Lineage: Eukaryota; Metazoa; Arthropoda; Insecta; Ephemeroptera; Baetidae. Bases 440 to 1438 code for a protein of 332 amino acids.